Sitodiplosis mosellana (orange wheat blossom midge) is the source of this 815-nucleotide messenger RNA. RefSeq names its product protein lin-37 homolog (gene mip40). NCBI's taxonomy places the organism in Eukaryota, Metazoa, Arthropoda, Insecta, Diptera, Cecidomyiidae. Gene Ontology annotation, biological process: negative regulation of transcription by RNA polymerase II. The record is from RefSeq and is a predicted model, not a curated record. Gene Ontology annotation, cellular component: transcription repressor complex; Myb complex. The transcript has 4 exons. The coding region runs from base 146 to 793 and encodes 215 amino acids.
UAUUCUCUGUCAAAAAAGAUGUUUACUAGGUGAAAAGUCGAAGAACGGAUAAUAAUCGGAAUCAAUAUUGUGGCGAACAUUAAGCAAAAACCGAAUAAACAAAUCGUGUAUUUCGUUCAAUAGUCAUUGGAAAAACAAUAGAAGAAUGUCAAAAAGACGUGCAACCGAAGUCGUUGUGGCUCGUGGCCGUUUAAAGGGAGCAUUACAAGAUAUAGCAAAUGUGAAUGACGAUGAUGAUGAUUUGGACUCGAAACCGAGUCGUGGUCGACCGCCGAAGCGUGCAAAGAAAGAGCCAACACCACCGCCUCAGCCAACGGUCCAACACAGUUUCAUCAUGAAAUUGUUUGAUCGCUGCGUUGACCUCGCCAAAUACAAUGAAAACACGGCAUUGUAUCCGAUAUGCCGGGCGUGGAUGCUCAAUCAACCACGAUCCAAUCAAAUUAUCAACUACAAAGCGAGAAAAGAGAUUCCAAUUGUGAAACGUGAACAGAAUGAUGAUCUGUUGGAUGACAUCAAAGCAGACCGUGUGACUGAAGUCACCGAUUUGCCACCAUGCAAAAAAGUCGAUGUUUCACGAAUACCGCCACCAUUGCCGUUCCAGAAAAACGCCAACAGCACGGCCAAUGUGGAUAAAGGAUUUGACGGUCCAAAACUCGAUCGUGAGGAGCUGUUGUCAUCGUGGAAAGAUCGAUGGGUGGAAGUGCGCAAAAAAUGGAUGGACCACACAAAAGAAUACGAAGACAAGAAGCACGGCGUCAAUAUGGCCAUUCUAGAGACGCUGUACAAGAAAUAAAAGCGGCUUUGAUUUUCCCUUA